Molecule: messenger RNA, 1413 nt
Organism: Cetraspora pellucida
Lineage: Eukaryota; Fungi; Glomeromycota; Glomeromycetes; Diversisporales; Gigasporaceae
Source: the annotation of a GenBank genome assembly
AUGCCUGAUAAAUUACUGUCUCUUUUAUCUAAGCAAUAUAAUGAUCUCUUGAACUCUGGUGAAUUUUUUGACGUGAAUAUCGAAGUAGGCGAAGGAUCAAAUACAAGGGAAUUUCAAGCUCAUUCUCUUGUUUUAAGAAUUCGUUCUCCUUAUUUUCAAGCUGCUCUAUCAAAUGGCUGGGCGAAAAGCAAGAAUGGUGUGAUAGUUUUUAAGAAACCUAAUAUUUCUCCUGACGUUUUUGAAGCACUUCUCGGAACGGAUCCAAGAAUUCUCAUAGAAUUACUUCCAGCGGCUGAUGAAUUAUUUCUUACAGAAUUAUGUGAUCAUCUCGAAGAACAUCUCAUAGAUCUUACUGUCAGAUCUUCGAUAAAACAAAAUUUUGUUCUUUCACAUCGAAUAGCGAAUCAACAUCGGUUUGAAAAAUUCUCUUCAUUAUGUGAAACAAUUCUCAAUCAAGAUCCCGGUGCAUUGUUUAGCGCCAGUGAUUUCGCUGAUAUAGAACAUGAUGUUUUAUUAUCCAUUUUUCGUGAUUGUAAUUCUCAGUUCAGAGAAAUAGAUUUAUGGAAUAAGUUAUUGGAAUGGUCAAUUGCAAACACUCCUUCAUUACCUCCCGACAUAUCACGAUGGACGACCGAUGAUAUAUCAACUUUUGGUGUUUUGGCAAAGCCUUUCAUUCAAUAUAUUAAUCUUAUUUUUAUAAGCCCUGAUGACUUUUUUCAUAAAAUUAGACCAUUUCGCAGAAUUUUUGAUGUAGAACAUUAUAUACAAAUCUUGGAAUAUCAUACCUUCGCUCAACUUCGUGAAAAGACACUUUUUAAUAAGCCUAUUCAACCAAUUUUGGAUUCAAAGAUAAUUUCUACGCAACAUAUGGCCUUGAUUUCUAAAUGGAUCACUGCAUUUAAAGAUGAUUCUAACUUAGCUGGCUCAACUCCUACUAAUAAUUCUCCUCCUCCAUCUUAUAAAUUUAAAUUAUUAUUACGAGGAAGUCGUGAUGGUUUCACUCCAAAAAUGUUUCACGCUUAUUGUGAUCAAAAAGGUCCUACCGUUACCAUUGUUCAUACUACAAAAAAGAAAAUUAUUGGUGGUUAUAAUCCUUUAAACUGGCACUCAAGUUUUAUUACUCAUUCCAUGGAAAAUUAUGAGCAAACCAAAGAAAGUUUUAUUUUUUCUUUAGAUCAAAAACUUGCUAGUAAAUCUAUUGUUAGUAAGGUUAAAGACGAUAAAUAUGCUAUUUAUCAACGAAUUUAUGCUGGCCCUUGUUUUGGUAAUGGUGGUGAUUUAAUAAUUAAAGAGAAAACUGGUUUUUGUUACAAAAAAAGUUAUGAAAAAUGUAUUAUACAGGAGGGCGAAAGUAAUGAAUUUUUGAUCGAUGAUUAUGAGGUUUUUCAAAUAAUUGAAGAUCAAAUCGUAUAA